Molecule: messenger RNA, 1395 nt
Organism: Plasmodium gallinaceum
Lineage: Eukaryota; Apicomplexa; Aconoidasida; Haemosporida; Plasmodiidae
Product: conserved Plasmodium protein, unknown function
Exons: 8
Coding region: 1-1395 (464 amino acids)
Biological process (GO): rRNA processing; positive regulation of transcription by RNA polymerase I
Cellular component (GO): nucleolus
Molecular function (GO): protein binding
Source: RefSeq, a predicted model, not a curated record
AUGUCAUUUUUCCAACCUGUUGAGUUGAUACGGAAAAGAAAAAAAAUAAAUGAAACAAACGAUUAUUUAUUUGAUUUUAAAAUUCUAAAAACAAGAGAUGAAAAUGCUAGUAUUAAAUCAAUUAGCAUUUGCAGCAAAUACGUAGCUAUUAGUUACAACAAUACAAUUAUAUUAAAUAAUAUAAAAGGAGAAAGUUUAGAUAAAAAAUAUCAGUGCAAAGAAAAUGUAAGUAAAUUAAAAUUUCGAGAUGAUAAGAUGCUAGGUGUUGGAUUAGAAAAUGGUGAUAUAGAAUUAAUAGGAAUGUUUUGUUUUGAUAGAAUAAAAAAAUUAGAAGGACAUAAAUCAACAAUUAACGAUUUAAUUUUUAGUGCAAAUUUUCAAAACUUAUAUUCAUGUUCUCGAGAUUUCACUAUAAAAAUAUGGAAUAUAUGGAAAGGAAUAUGUGAAUAUUCAUUAGAUUAUCAUAUUGAUAAUGUUACUAGUAUUUGCUUAUAUAAUUUUGAUAAUAAUAUUAAUUAUUUAAUUAGUUCAAGUUACGAUGGUUAUGUUUAUUUAUAUGAUUUAAGUUUAAACAAAUGUUUAAAUAAAUUAGAAUUAAUUGAACCUGUAGAUUAUUUAUAUAUUUUUAAAAAUGAAUAUUUAGUUUUAUCAAUUAAAAAUAUAAUAAAGAUAUAUAAUUUAGAAAAUCUUGAAUUUAUUAAAGAUAUUAUUGUUUCCACCAAAACCAUCUUUUAUAUAAAUAUUUUCAAAAAUUUUCUUGUGGCAGCAAGUUUAGAUAAAUCUAUAUAUUUUAUUGAUCCAUUUCAUAAAAACCUACAAAAUAUAAAAAUUGUAAGCAUAGCUAAUUUUAUUAAAUCUCCCAAGUCUAUUGAUGUUUUUAAUGAUAUAUUAGUAUUAGGAGAGCUGGAGGGAUCAUGGUUUAUUGAAGUUUAUAAUGAGAAAGAAAAAAACAAGAAAGCAAAAAAUCAACACAAUAACUCUAUAAAUAAUUUUGAAAUGGAAAGAUAUGUUUAUACUGAUAAUAAAAUAAACAAUUUAGUUAAAAAAUUCAAAUAUAGAGAUGCCUUAAUGAAUAUAAUAAAUAACGACCCUCAAAGUACUUUGUCUUUAUUGGAUUAUUUUUCAAAACACAAAGUUUUAGUUGCUGCAUGUAGAACAUAUUCAAUACAAGAAGCAUUAAAAAUUUUAACGUUUUUCAGAAAAAAAUUUGUAAUUGAUAUUCUAAUGUUUGAAUUUUUUUUUUCAUUUUUUAGUGCUAAUAAAUGGAUAAUAACCACAAAAAACACCAAAGUUUUAGAAGAAUUACAACUAUUAAAAAGAGAAUUUGAAAAUGUAAAAAAUAGUAUGAAAUAUUAUCACAGUUUAAAAGAAAUUGCAGACAAUCUUAAGAAAUGA